Choloepus didactylus (southern two-toed sloth) is the source of this 5489-nucleotide messenger RNA. It is a transcript of the gene TRHDE, whose product is annotated as thyrotropin releasing hormone degrading enzyme. NCBI's taxonomy places the organism in Eukaryota, Metazoa, Chordata, Mammalia, Pilosa, Megalonychidae. Gene Ontology annotation, cellular component: cytoplasm. The record is from RefSeq and is a predicted model, not a curated record. The coding region runs from base 1 to 3204 and encodes 1067 amino acids. Gene Ontology annotation, molecular function: zinc ion binding; peptide binding; metalloaminopeptidase activity. Gene Ontology annotation, biological process: proteolysis; peptide catabolic process. The transcript is spliced from 19 exons.
AUGGCCCUGGACGGCGAGCGGGGGGAACAAGAGGAGGAGAAGAAAAAGAAGAAGAAGAAAAAGAAGAGGAAGAAGAAGGAGGAGGAGGAAGAGGAGGGGACCCAGAAGAGCAGCUCACCCUUCCCAGCCACGAUGGGGGAGGACAACGCCGCGCUCCGGGCCGGCGGCAGGGGGCUCUCGAACCAGUGGGCGGACUCGGUGGGGGUGCGCCCCCGCACCACGGAGCGCCACAUCACUGUGCACAAGCGGCUCGUGCUGGCCUUCGCCGUGUCCAUCGUGGCGCUGCUCGCGGUCACCAUGCUCGCCGUCCUGCUUAGCUUGCGCUUCGACGAGUGCGGGGCAAGCGCAGCGCCCGGCGCCGACGGCGGCCCCGCGGGCUUCCCAGCGCGCGGCGGCAACGCGAGCUUUCCGGGCUCAGCCCGGCGUAACCACCACGCGGGUGGGGACUCUUCGCCGCCCGAAGCCGGCGGGGAGGCCACCCCCGGGACCCCGUCCGCCCAGCCGCCGUUGGAGGAGGAGAGGGAGCAGUGGCAGCCCUGGACGGAGCUGCGCCUGUCCGGCCACCUCAAACCGUUGCACUACAAUCUGAUGCUCACCGCUUUCAUGGAGAACUUCACCUUCUCCGGGGAGGUCAACGUGGAAAUAGCGUGCAGGAACGCCACCCGCUACGUCGUGCUGCAUGCCUCCCGGGUGGCGGUCGAGAAGGUGCAGGUGGCCGAGGACCGGGCGGCCGGGGCUGUCCCAGUGGCCGGCUUUUUUCUCUACCCGCAAACCCAAGUCUUGGUAGUAGUUCUGAAUCGAACCUUGGACGCACAGAGGAAUUACAACCUGAAGAUCAUCUACAACGCCCUGAUUGAGAACGAGCUCCUGGGCUUCUUCCGUAGCUCCUAUCUGCUCCACGGGGAGAGAAGAUUCCUUGGUGUUACUCAAUUUUCGCCUACUCAUGCCAGAAAAGCAUUUCCUUGUUUUGAUGAGCCAAUCUACAAGGCUACUUUCAAAAUCAGCAUCAAGCAUCAAGCAACUUAUUUAUCUUUAUCUAAUAUGCCAGUGGAAACUUCCGUGUUUGAGGAAGAUGGAUGGGUUACAGAUCACUUUUCGCAGACCCCUCUCAUGUCUACAUACUACUUAGCCUGGGCAAUUUGCAACUUCACAUACAGAGAAACUGCCACCAAAAGUGGGGUCGUAGUACGAUUAUAUGCAAGACCUGAUGCCAUCAGAAGAGGAUCUGGGGACUAUGCUCUCCAUAUAACAAAGAGAUUAAUAGAAUUUUAUGAAGACUACUUUAAAGUGCCCUAUUCCUUGCCAAAACUAGAUCUUUUAGCUGUGCCUAAGCAUCCGUAUGCUGCUAUGGAGAACUGGGGACUAAGUAUUUUUGUGGAGCAAAGAAUACUACUGGAUCCCAGUGUUUCAUCUAUUUCUUACUUGCUGGAUGUCACCAUGGUCAUUGUUCAUGAAAUAUGUCACCAGUGGUUUGGUGAUCUUGUGACUCCUGUGUGGUGGGAAGAUGUGUGGCUGAAGGAAGGUUUUGCUCACUAUUUUGAAUUUGUUGGUACAGACUACCUCUACCCUGGAUGGAACAUGGAAAAACAGAGGUUCCUGACGGAUGUUCUGCAUGAAGUGAUGCUGCUUGACGGCUUGGCCAGUUCCCAUCCAGUAUCACAGGAAGUGCUGCAGGCAACAGAUAUUGACAGGGUGUUUGACUGGAUCGCAUAUAAAAAGGGUGCUGCCUUAAUUCGAAUGCUGGCUAAUUUUAUGGGCCAUUCAGUAUUUCAGAGAGGUUUGCAAGAUUAUUUAACUAUUCAUAAGUAUGGCAAUGCAGCCAGAAAUGAUCUCUGGAAUACACUAUCGGAGGCUUUAAAAAGGAAUGGAAAAUAUGUAAAUAUACAAGAAGUAAUGGAUCAGUGGACACUCCAGAUGGGCUAUCCUGUUAUCACUAUCAUGGGAAAUACAACAGCAGAAAAUAGGAUAAUAAUUACUCAACAACAUUUUAUUUAUGACAUCAGUGCUAAAACCAAAGCAUCUGAACUUCGAAAUAACAGUUGCCUGUGGCAGAUUCCAUUAACUAUUGUGGUAGGAAAUAGAAGCCAUGUGUCCUCAGAAGCAAUUAUUUGGGUGUCUAACAAAUCAGAGCACCACAGAAUAACUUUGGACAAAGGAAGCUGGUUGCUGGGGAACAUCAAUCAAACUGGCUACUUUAGGGUCAACUAUGACCUAAGGAAUUGGAGAUUAUUAAUUGACCAAUUAAUAAGGAACCAUAAGGUUCUCUCAGUCAGUAACAGAGCGGGUUUGAUUGACGACGCCUUCAGCCUAGCCAGAGCUGGCUGCUUGCCUCAGAAUAUCCCUCUGGAGAUUAUCAGAUACCUUUCUGAAGAGAAGGAUUUUCUCCCUUGGCAUGCUGCCAGCAGAGCUCUUUAUCCUCUAGAUAAAUUACUGGAUCGCAUGGAAAACUACAAUGUCUUCAAUGAAUAUAUUUUAAAGCAAGUUGCAACAACAUACAUCAAGCUUGGAUGGCCAAAAAAUAAUUUUAACGGAUCUCUUGUUCAAGCAUCCUACCAACAUGAAGAACUACGUAGAGAAGUCAUAAUGCUGGCAUGCAGUUUUGGCAACAAGCACUGUCACCAACAGGCAUCAACACUUAUUUCAGAUUGGAUUUCCAGCAACAGAAACAGAAUACCACUAAAUGUUAGAGACAUCGUCUACUGUACCGGAGUUUCACUCCUGGAUGAGGAUGUCUGGGAAUUCAUAUGGAUGAAAUUCCAUUCAACCACAGCAGUUUCUGAGAAGAAAAUAUUAUUGGAAGCCUUAACUUGCAGUGAUGACAGGAAUUUAUUAAAUAGGCUUCUGAAUCUGUCUCUGAAUUCUGAGGUGGUGCUGGAUCAAGAUGCAAUUGAUGUCAUAAUCCAUGUAGCUCGAAAUCCACAUGGCCGAGACCUUGCCUGGAAGUUUUUCAGGGAUAAAUGGAAGAUAUUAAAUACCAGGUAUGGAGAAGCAUUAUUUAUGAAUUCCAAACUUAUAAGUGGAGUUACAGAAUUUCUUAAUACUGAAGGUGAACUCAAGGAGCUAAAGAACUUUAUGAAGAACUAUGAUGGGGUAGCUGCCGCCUCUUUCUCACGAGCUGUGGAAACUGUAGAAGCCAAUGUGCACUGGAAAAUGCUUUAUCAAGAUGAACUUUUCCAAUGGCUAGGAAAAGCUCUGAGACACUAAGAUGUGUCUCACAAACAAUUCAACUCGGAAUUUUACGAGAAGACCCUUAUUAUGUGAAAUGAGAAAUAUGUGCUAUGUGAAAAAUGGCCAGAUUUUCAAAGUGUUAAUGUGUGGGAGGAAUUUUUGUUUUAUUUUGUUUGGGGGACUCUUUUGUUUCAUUCAUUCUGUUUUGUUGUUCUACUGGGCAUUCUUUUCUAAAGAAACUCUGACAAGUGAAACUAGCCACGAUUGCUUCAGCUGUACAUUACUCGCUAUACAGGACCACAUAUGAUAGCAGUGCAUGUUGAUGUUACAGUCAAUUUGGGAAAACCUAUUCAGAAUAUUUUGUGCAUGGUUGUAUGGUCCUGACUUCUUUCAGCAUGCUUAUUAAAACUGUCCAAUGUUGUAUGUGAAUAUAUGUUACAUCUAGGAUGGGCAUUAUGCAAAAGCACAAAAAAUUAUCAUGACGAUCAGUGUUGAAAUGAAGGAAAAUUAAAAAGGGGAAUUAUAUUCUCAAUAUAAUGUAAGAGAUAAAAUAGCCUUUUAAGUGAUGACACUGAUUUCAGCACUUGGAUUGUCUGGCAAUGAUUACUGUGUUGCUAACUCAUUUUCAUCGAUUUAAAACUGUGUGUCAACUUAAACAGGCAUAGAAAUGGUGUAUGCAUAUGGUUAUGUACAUAGGGAAUCCCCAUAUGUAUAUGGUAUGUUGUACACUGCACACGUGUAAGGAACCUCUUCAGAUCAGAGAAAAUUUAUCUCUUAUUAUAAACAUAUGCGUACUUUGAAAAGGGUUAAAAGAAUUGAUCUCAACUCUGUCCUUCCUAACAUUUUCCUGACUAAAUUUCUCAAGUAUAAUGGAUUUUUCAUCUCCUUCCUCAACAGUGGUCUCUUAUACCACGUGAAGAUGAAUUCAUGCUAAAUUUAUGUAUAAACUAAUCACUCUGCUAAUUAUCUUAAGUAAGUGGCAGUCUUGCAUCCUAAAUAUGGAUUCUGUCAUCAUUUUUAUCCUAUCACAUAAAACAAUUCUGUAAACUUAUAAUUAUCAGUGCUGAGAACGUGUUUAUUUUCCAUCUUGUUUGUUUUCCCAUCUCAUGUUGCAUGGUCCAGAGAGUUAAAAUCUCUCCCUCUGUAUUGGUCUUUGUGUCUAUAUUACUCUAAUCCUCCAUUAAGCAACCAUACCUCAAGUAGGUCUAUUAGUAUUUAAUGACCUUUUAUGCCAGUGGUGCCAUCCAUUAAGAUGAAAAGUGACUUUCUUUGUGUUAUCAUGAAAAACUUUUCUUUUGGCAUUGACAACUCUGUUCCACCUGGGAAUUUUGAAUAGCCUUUUUCAUGGCUGUAUGUUAAGUAACGUGUUUUUGAAAUGGUAUUCUCACCCAGUAGGCCAGCUCUCCAAAUGUUGCUUAAAUGUUCCCAAAUUAGCAUAUUUUAAAUUUACCACUGUAAAUUACCACUACCGCUACUGUUCAUAAGCCCAAUGUUUAUGGACCACUUCCUACUUUCAUGGGUUUUCCACUUCUACAAAUCUCCUUGCAAGCUGUUGAAACAAAUAUACUCUAAUAGUCACAGAAUACUGAAAAAUCAAUUAGAUAUUUUAGAAACUGGAGCCAUAGAUUUAUUGUAAGUUUGUAGGAAAGAGGUGCAAUUUCCUAAUUCAUAUAACAAAUACCACCUAAAAUGAAUUUUCUCCUUUUAGCAAUUAAUAUAUAUUAUCAAUAACCUGAAUGUCUCAGCACUUCACUGAAUUGAAACAGGAAUUUUAAGGGCUCCAUGUGGUGUUAACAAGGCAUGGUAUUGCUUAGUAUAAAAACUAAAAGUCAUCCACCUAUCCAAUUACUGCACAUCCCAUUUGUGAAAUCCUUAAGGGGUAAGUUCUGAGUCAUAAUAAUAACACAUUUCACACCGCCAUGCAGGUCUCAAACAUGUACUAUAUCACCAUUAGUUUCAUGAAACGGAAAAGAUGAAAAAUUAGAGGUGGAUGUCUUGUUCUGUGUCAUUAAUUAUGGAAAAUUCUUAGUAGUUGUGGCAUUCCUUGGAGUGAAAUUACCAUUUCCAACUUUGAUUUAGAAGGGAUUUUAUACUUCUUUUUUCCUCCCACUGUUAAUAAUCAUAUCUCUUCUUUCAUUAUUUUAGUGGCCUUGAGCAACUGGUUUCACUACAAUGUUGAAUUCUAAGUGUAUAAUUAUGUGCAUUGUUCAAUACCUCAUGUAAUAGUUGUUCUAGAGUAUAGUGGUAUCAAUGGCAUUGAGAUGGAAUUUUUGUUCUACAUAUAUUUCAAAAAUUCAUCCUUUCCAAUGUUGAAAAUUACA